AUGCCUCUCUGCGGCGGCACCAAGACUGUUCAGCGGAAGCUCGUGCUUCUAUACUUCCCUACGGUAUACGAACCGACUGUUUUUGAGAACUACGUGCACGACAUCUUCAUCGACAAUGUCCAUGUCGAGUUGAGCCUCUGGGAUACGGCUGGCCAGGAGGAAUUCGACCGGCUGCGCUCGCUAUCCUAUGACGACACCCAUGCUAUAAUGCUCUGCUUCAGCGUCGACUCGCCCGACUCCCUGGAAAACGUCGAGACCAAAUGGGUUGGCGAAAUUGCGGAGAAUUGCCCCGGCGUGAAGCUCGUGCUCGUGGCACUCAAGUGCGACCUCCGAGAACAGACCGACGGCGACGAUGAGGACGGACAGCAAGGCGAGAAGCCGGCGCUCAUCAAUUACGAUCAAGGUCUCAAGGUCGCAGAAAAGAUUCGCGCUUUGAGAUACCUCGAAUGCUCUGCAAUGAAGAACAGAGGUGUCAACGAGGCUUUCACGGAGGCCGCAAGAGUAGCGCUCUCUGUCAAGAACGCAAAGGACAACGACGCGAAGUGUGUCGUUAUGUAA
Molecule: messenger RNA, 558 nt
Organism: Lasiodiplodia theobromae
Lineage: Eukaryota; Fungi; Ascomycota; Dothideomycetes; Botryosphaeriales; Botryosphaeriaceae
Product: Rho3 protein
Exons: 7
Coding region: 1-558 (185 amino acids)
Biological process (GO): small GTPase-mediated signal transduction
Molecular function (GO): GTP binding; GTPase activity
Source: RefSeq, a predicted model, not a curated record